CGGGCCGCUUCUGCGGGGCGGGGCACGGCUGCGGAGGGGGCGGGGCGCCGCGCCUGCCGCCUUUCCGUGGUGAAAGUGGCCCUGGGGCGCGCGAGCGUUUCCGGGGCAGCGUCAUCACCGUCACGCUCAGCGUCGGCGUCGUGGUCACCAUCAUCAUGACAACGCUCCGCGCCUUCACCUGCGACGACCUCUUUCGAUUCAACAAUAUCAAUCUGGACCCGCUGACCGAGACCUACGGGAUUCCCUUCUACUUGCAGUACCUCGCCCACUGGCCCGAGUAUUUCAUCGUCGCCGAGGCGCCCGGCGGGGAGCUGAUGGGUUACAGUGAGUGCCGGGUGUUCCGGCGGACUCAUGGCCAUAGCUUCCACUUUGAUCUUCCUAGCGCAGCGAGGAGCCUUGGCUGUGGUAACAUCCACACGUAUUUGGUGAAUGGGUAUUUCUUCAUGGGCAAAGCUGAAGGCUCUGUGGCUAGGGAAGAAUGGCAUGGACACGUUACUGCUCUCUCUGUUGCACCAGAAUUCCGACGGCUGGGUUUGGCUGCUAAAUUGAUGGAGCUCCUGGAAGAAAUUUCAGAAAAAAAGGGUGGAUUUUUUGUCGAUCUCUUUGUGAGAGUAUCAAAUCAGGUUGCUGUAAAUAUGUAUAAGCAACUAGGCUACAGUGUAUAUCGGACAGUCUUAGAGUACUACUCAGCUAGCAGUGGGGAGCCAGAUGAAGAUGCUUAUGAUAUGAGAAAAGCUCUUUCCAGAGAUACAGAAAAGAAAUCAGUUAUACCUCUGCCUCAUCCUGUGAGACCAGAAGACAUCGAGUGACUUUAAGCUGUGGUUCUCAUGCAAUUUACUAAGGGUCAGGUUCCAUCUCCUAUAACCCCCAACAAUUCAUGCAUAAGAAGUUUUAGGCCAAAUGUUUUUCCCAUAAAAUACUUAAAAGCAACGUUGAGAAGCUGACUAACGCUGCUUCUAUUGGUAAUGGCUGUAUACUGCUACACUUUUUUAUUUUUCCUUUCACAUGUUGGAGAUUUGGAGACUAUUAAAAAGGAAUUACUUCCUGUA
Passer montanus (Eurasian tree sparrow) is the source of this 1049-nucleotide messenger RNA. It is a transcript of the gene NAA20, whose product is annotated as N-alpha-acetyltransferase 20, NatB catalytic subunit. Gene Ontology annotation, molecular function: protein-N-terminal amino-acid acetyltransferase activity. Gene Ontology annotation, cellular component: NatB complex. Lineage: Eukaryota; Metazoa; Chordata; Aves; Passeriformes; Passeridae. Gene Ontology annotation, biological process: N-terminal peptidyl-methionine acetylation. The record is from RefSeq and is a predicted model, not a curated record. The transcript has 7 exons. The coding region runs from base 156 to 809 and encodes 217 amino acids.